This is a messenger RNA of Aspergillus alliaceus, 1512 nucleotides long. Its product is annotated as tRNA (adenine-N(1)-)-methyltransferase. Bases 96 to 1412 code for a protein of 438 amino acids. The transcript is spliced from 4 exons. Lineage: Eukaryota; Fungi; Ascomycota; Eurotiomycetes; Eurotiales; Aspergillaceae. Gene Ontology annotation, cellular component: tRNA (m1A) methyltransferase complex. The record is from RefSeq and is a predicted model, not a curated record. Gene Ontology annotation, biological process: tRNA methylation.
UUUUUUUCAAGUUAGCCGAACCGAAGAUCAAGUUCCCGGAGAAGACUCUCUACAAGAUCUUCCCACGUCAUACAAUUAGAUUGAACCUCAAUUGAAUGGCUCGUAUGCUUCAAUCGCUGCGGCGAGUCUUGGGACUGAGUUCUCCCAGCCCAGUCCCUACCUUCCGUCGGUCUAUCGAUACAGACUUCUCCGUCUUUCGAGAGGGAGACCGAGCCAUUAUCCAUGGCAAAACCCCAUCGUUAACGAAACCACUGCGAAAGGGUCAAAAAACAGACCUGCGGCGCGGAUACCUACAACACGACACCGUCAUCGGCCGGCGAGUACGCGAGCGAUUUCAGGCGCAAAAAGGCCCCGAUUAUCGACUAACCCUUCCUUCACUUGACGAAUAUGUCUCCUUGACACCUCGCUUGGUAACACCGAUCUACGCCGCAGACGCGAACUUAAUCGUCUCCUUACUCGAUAUCCACGUUGCGCCAGCAUCCGAAGGACAAGAACACACCCAACCUCUAGAAAUCCUCGAGUCCGGGACAGGCCAUGGCUCCCUCACACUCCACUUAGCGCGCGCAAUCCAAGCGGCAAACUCGACCCCUCCACUACUACCAGCCCAGUCCCAGAUCCACCACCUGCAAGGCCGACCUAUAAGACCGGGGGAGGAAACAGAAGAGAAGAAGGAAGACACAUCGAAGGACGAACCAGCAACUGUCGGCACAACGCAACAACAAUGGGACGCCUGGCGCUCUCAACGCAAAGCAGUAAUCCACACCGUAGACGUCUCACCCAAAUUCUCCGCGCACGCGGAGAAAAUAGUCCGCGGCUUCCGACGGGGCCUUUACGCCGGCAAUGUCGAUUUCUACGUCGGCCACGUGGAGAACUGGAUAGCAGAACAGAAACGACUCCGAACACCCACCAGCCUUCUGCCCCUGACGCAGAAAACGGCCGAUCCGUUCCUCUCAUACGCAAUCCUGGAUAUGCCAUCUGCGCACCAGCGCAUCACCCACGUGGCCCCGAUACUAAAAGAGAACGGUGUUCUAGCUGUCUUCAUGCCCAGUAUAACCCAGAUCGGCGAUUGCGUGGAUCUGAUCCGUCGACAGAAAUUGCCGUUUUCCCUGGAGAAGGUCGUUGAAUUGGGCGCUGGGAUCAGUAGCGGACGGCAGUGGGACGUUCGGUUUGCAGUGAAGAAGUCUCGUGCAGAUCCUGCUUCGUGGAGUGAAUCCUCUGAGGCGGGUGAAGGGGCUGUCCAGCAGGAUCAGGAGGCUGUUGAUGAGGGUUCCGUGGAGAGUGUCUCUGCCCCUGAGGAGGCGCCCAAAGAAGGGGAUAGUGUCCUCGUUUGCCGGCCAAAGGUUGGAGCCCGCAUCGUAGGAGGAGGAUUCGUUGGAAUAUGGAGACGGAUAGAGGAUUCGCAGAAGCACUGAAUUGCUUUUAGUUUGGAUACCCCCAGGUGUAACACCUACCACUACUGUACUAUAUCAAAGAGCCAUGUAUAAAUCGAUAUAUCUACUUCAGCUAACAUAU